Acanthopagrus latus (yellowfin seabream) is the source of this 4295-nucleotide messenger RNA. RefSeq names its product serine palmitoyltransferase 2-like. The transcript is spliced from 12 exons. Gene Ontology annotation, molecular function: pyridoxal phosphate binding; serine C-palmitoyltransferase activity. The coding region runs from base 274 to 1986 and encodes 570 amino acids. Gene Ontology annotation, biological process: ceramide biosynthetic process; sphingosine biosynthetic process. The record is from RefSeq and is a predicted model, not a curated record. NCBI's taxonomy places the organism in Eukaryota, Metazoa, Chordata, Actinopteri, Spariformes, Sparidae. Gene Ontology annotation, cellular component: serine palmitoyltransferase complex.
AUGUGAAGCGCGUGGCCCCGCCGCCGUCUGCAGCCUCCGAUAUUUAUUUAUGGGCGUUGAUUUCCGGCAUUGAGCGUCUGAAUUUUCAGGUUCUACAGAGUGUGUUCUGCAUGUGUGUGGCUCUGUGUGUGUGUGUGUGUGAGCGUGUGAAAGAGUUUGUAGUGUGGUUUCGAAUCGCUCCCAGCUUGGAUACUGUCACCGCCUUGCACCGCAGGCAGGCACCGUGUUCCUACAUGCAAGUUACUGUCGUGGCUCCGCAAUCGUUGGCCAGCAAUGACCGAAAGCCCCGCGACCGAGCCAGCCAACGGGGACGUUUGUCAGCGUGUGAAGAACGGACUGAGGCUGGAGAAAAACGGCGUGCUGACGAGCCUUCACCGCUGCCACGAGCAGCAGCAGCCCAAGCACCACGGCCAGCCCGAGGAAGAGGAGGUCCAUUCCGCAUCAUAUCAUGACAGCCAGUACAACUGUCCUUUCAUCGAGUCCUUUGAGGAGACGCCCAUGCUUGUGGCAGUGCUCACCUACAUGGGCUAUGGCAUCCUCACUAUCUUCGGUUACUUCCGCGACUUCCUCCGGCACUGGAAGAUAGAGAGGUGCCACAUCGCCCGGGAGAAGGAGGAGCAGAGGGACUUUGUGCCCCUCUACCAGGAUUUUGAGAACUUUUACACCAGAAACCUCUACAUGCGUAUAAGAGACAACUGGAACAGGCCCAUAUGCAGCGUCCCUGGUGCCAAAGUGGACCUAAUGGAGCGAACGUCCCAUGACUACAACUGGACUUUUGAGUACACAGGUCGGGUUGUGCAGGAUGUGAUUAACUUGGGCUCGUAUAAUUACCUUGGCUUCGCCGAGAACACUGGCCCAUGUGCUGACUCCGCAGCCGAGAUCACCAUGAAGUAUGGCGUCGGAGUUGCAAGCACUCGGCAGGAGAUCGGUAAUCUUGACAGGCAUGAGGAGCUGGAGAAACUGGUGGCUAGGUUCCUGGGCGUGGAGUCAGCCAUGGUAUUUGGGAUGGGGUUCGCCACAAACUCCAUGAACAUACCAGCACUGACUGGCAAGGGUUGUCUGAUUCUAAGUGAUGAACUCAACCAUGCCUCUCUGGUUCUGGGAGCAAGACUCUCUGGGUCCACCAUCAGAGUCUUCAAACACAACAACAUGCAGAGCCUUGAGAAACUACUGAGAGAUGCCAUAGUUCACGGGCAGCCCAGGACGCACAGACCAUGGAAGAAGAUUCUUAUAGUGGUUGAGGGCAUUUACAGCAUGGAGGGCAGUAUAGUGCGCCUGCCAGAAGUGAUCGACCUUAAGAAGCGCUACCGGGCCUACCUUUACCUAGAUGAGGCUCACAGCAUAGGGGCCCUGGGGUCGAGGGGGAGAGGUGUGGUCGAUUACUUUGGGCUAGACCCCUGUGACGUUGAUGUCUUGAUGGGCACGUUUACCAAGAGCUUCGGCGCAGCAGGGGGAUACAUUGCAGGGAAAUGGGAGCUUAUCGAGUACCUGCGCUCCCAUUCCCACAGUGCGGUCUAUGCCACCUCCAUGUCUCCUCCUGUGGUGGAGCAAAUCAUCACUUCUAUGAAGUGCAUUAUGGGAGAAGAUGGCACAACAAUCGGCUGUGACCGUGUGCGAAAGCUGGCAGAAAAUACAGUGUAUUUCCGCAGGAGGCUUCGAGAAAUGGGCUUCAUCAUCUAUGGAAACGAGGACUCACCUGUUGUACCCAUGAUGCUCUACAUGCCCGCCAAGAUAGGUGCAUUUGGUAGAGAGAUGUUGAAGAGGAACAUCGGGGUGGUGGUGGUGGGAUUCCCCGCUACACCCAUCAUCGAGUCCCGGGCACGCUUCUGCAUCUCAGCCGCCCACACUAAAGAAAUGCUCGACAGGGCGCUGAGUGUCAUCAGUGAGGUAGGAGACCUUCUUCAACUCAAGUACUCCAGACGCAGGAUGCAGCCAUCUUUAUCACUGCCCUGUGACGAUAUUGUGUAUGAGGACAUUGAUGACUGAUGGACCAAUCCUCUCGGCGCGUGAACCUGAACAGCCCCCGAAAUCAAAAGACAGACCAGGUCCAAGAUGGAUCAAAAGUCUUUCACGAGGACCAAGAUGUGCCCAGGUGCCCUUUGUCACUAGCUUGCGAUAAUGUAACCCUCUGAGAAAAAGAAACACUCAAAACCACCAUCUAAUUCUACUUUGCCUUACAUGGAGAACUUUUGGUAAACACACUGGAAAAAAAGCACCUGAGCUUCUUCCUGUUUACUUUUCUUACUUGUGUGUUUAUUAUUUUGUGUCUUAAGUUUUUUUUCAUGUGUGUAUGUCUGCCAUGCUUGUAUAAUUCAUUAUGUUCAGCCUUGUGGUUUCUAUAUGUGAACUGGACAAGCUUUCCAAUGUCUCUGAUAUUGUGAGCAUUCUUUUUCAUAAUACGGAUUAAGAUAACUUUAACAGGGUAAAAUGGAUUACGUUUAAACACAAGCCAAAAGAACUAGACUUGUUCAUUUAUCCAGUUUGAUCAGAUCAGUGAUUAUUGCCAUGGGCCAAAAUAAGAAAGCACUGGAUGUUGCAUUGUUUGCACAAGACUAUGCAAGAGAUCUGCCACAGUAAAAUUGAUCUAAAGGAUUAUGUAUCCAAAGAUCCAAAUCAGGUGUUUCUGCCAUUAGACAAAUUACUUUUCUCUCACACUUGAAAAUUAUAGCCCUAACAUCCACCUGGCAUUCUUUGAGUCUAUUUUGCUGCAGUUUGCACUCUACAAGGUGGCGUUUAGUUGCAUUAGAGAUGGUUGUGUAUGUUACAACAGGCAGAAUAUUCCCAUUCUUGCUUAUGAUUCCAAGGGAGGCUGUACUGCUCCUUGAACCUGGCUGGACUUCACAUAUUUAAGACAGCCAAAUUUAUGAUCACAUUACAUUGUUUUCUUUCAGUUUCAUCCUUGGUUGUUCUAGACUGGCUAAAACUACAGAAGACCAGAAUUACUCAUGGAACUUCCAUCAACAGUGUCGUUGAUGUAGCUUGAUUUGCAUCUUUUUGUGGAGAAAAUGAAUUAUCCAUUUAGAUUAUGUUGUAUCUUAAUUGACAUUGCAACUAUCUUUAGCGCUUUACUUUUUCCAUUGUAACUUAAUCAUUUAAAUAUCCUCUCCACAUAUGUUUAAGGAAUACAUUACAGUAGGAUAUGAUAUUCAUAAGUAGGCUUUCUUUAGUGUAUAAUCACCUGAAUCUAAGAAUCACUGUUUUUAUUACCUUAGAAUGGGCCUUUUAUACCUACACUAGGAGGGGGCCUGCCAUGUUGCACUGCAGUGUUUCUACAGUAGCUCAGAAUGGACAAACCAAACUAGCCUUUUGCGUGGUUUGUGAGAAGAGGGCUAUUCACUUAAUUGCAAUUCACAAACUCACCCCUAGAUGCCGUUAAAUCUUACAUACUGGUUCCAGAUUUAAUCCCACAGAUCUAAACGUGGUACAGUUUAAAACAAAAAAAAGAACACAAUACAACAAUGGGUAUAACCGUUAAAGUUGUAUUUUACUGACUAAUAAAAAUACCAGUUUUCUUAAAUGAUAGCUUAAGAAAGCAACUUUGUCAUUGAGAAGAAAUUGAAAGAAAUGUCUUGAAACUUGAGGAGAAUUGAAUCUGUAAUUGUCUGUUACACAUGGAUUUCUUCCUCCCACAGCUAUGUUACAUGUCAAGUUACAAUACAUGUUAUUGUAUGUUUUUGCUUGACCAGCUUAGUGCGUAUUUGUACAGUUUAGUGUAUCACAAGCAACCUCAAAGAUCGUUAACAUGACCCUCAGAUGCCAGUGCCGUUGAGGGUAAAUUUAUGACUGUCAGAUUACUCUUACUUUUAUACUCCCAGUCCAAUGUCUGCCAGUGUAAAGUCAUAUCAUUUAUGGGUAUCAAUGCUUCUGUUAAAAGAAUAAAGGGUCAGUUUAGUCACAAGAUUAAAAUCAGGACAGGAGAAAUCUAAACUAUGUAGACGUGUGUAAUCUGGAUCUGAUCAAGAACUGUUUGUACAAUUUUUCAUUCACACCCUUUCUCUGGGGUGCAGAGAAAGGGAGAGGUCUGUUAAGUGUCCGAUAAGGUUGUAUUAAUGCCUUGUAAAACAAAGUGCUAUCACACAAAAAAAAAAUGAUUAAUGAUCAAUGACUGUUACUGGGGAUGGGCUUGUGUGUUCGCUUGCAUGGAUUCCAGUUUAAUAUGGGUGUUUCUGCACUUUUACCUGGCUUUUUCUUCCACGUACACAGCUGUCUUUUGAACCCUCACUUCAUUUUUAUGUUGUGCAACUGAGCUUUGGAGCAACAGCUCCUGAAUAAAGUCAACUGUAAAGUCCCUCAUG